Molecule: messenger RNA, 688 nt
Organism: Callorhinus ursinus (northern fur seal)
Lineage: Eukaryota; Metazoa; Chordata; Mammalia; Carnivora; Otariidae
Source: RefSeq, a predicted model, not a curated record
GAAGAGCGGACAGACAGACAGGGACAGAUAUCUGCUGUGAGGAAAAUUUUAAAACUACUCCAUACCUCAUACAUCUCUUGGAGAGGUAUAAUUCAUCACCAGUUACCACAAACAAUAGGAAAAUCCUGGGCCCGGCGGACGGCGGGUGGGACGGAGGCCAUCUUGGAGCAGCACUUGCGGGAUACAAUGAAGAAUCCCUCCCUUGUUGGAGUCCUGUGCACAGAUUCACAAGGACUUAAUCUGGGCUGCCGUGGGACCCUGUCAGAUGAGCAUGCUGGGGUGAUAUCUGUUCUAGCCCAGCAAGCAGCUAAGCUGACCUCAGACCCCACUGAUAUUCCUGUGGUGUGUCUGGAAUCAGAUAAUGGGAACAUUAUAAUCCAGAAACAUGACGGCAUCACCGUGGCAGUGCACAAGACGGCCUCUUGACAGCGUAUAUCAGUUCUCCAGCAGCCUGUCACCAGGGCUCAAUCCUACCUGUGUAAAUGAUCUUGUAGAACUAUGAAAGUUCCAGGAGUUAGGCCAUUUAUUUAGUGUUGUAUUGGGCCCAUUUCUAUUAAUUUUAGAGUAAGCUGCUUUUUGACACUCAAUGGACUGACUUACCCAAAUAUUAGUAAGAAAGGAUCAUGUUUUGAAGCAGCAGGUCCAGGCCACUUUGUCCAUAGAAUUUUCUUAAGUUCAAUAAAUCUGG